Messenger RNA from Bemisia tabaci, 1697 nucleotides. RefSeq lists its product as uncharacterized. Lineage: Eukaryota; Metazoa; Arthropoda; Insecta; Hemiptera; Aleyrodidae. The record is from RefSeq and is a predicted model, not a curated record.
AUCCAAUUUUAGGUUAAGCCAGUUGUAAAUGUAUCAACGUGCUCGUCAUAAAUUUUCAUUUUUUGCAGUUGGUUUCAUCUAUAAGUGGAUGCUUGCAUUUUUUCAAAAGUUUCUAUCAGUUUCAUACAUUUAUGUUCAACUACCUUUCAUCAAAUGACCAAGUAUUUCCAUCUUUUAAACUAGCUUCCGAAGCUCGCUUCAGCUCAAACCUGCCGAGGAGUUCAUGAUAUCAGAGCUUCAGUGAAACUACUUUUUCAGAUUUCAAACCAAUUCAUUCAGACGUACAAUGAGCUCUCAGAAGGGAAACUUGAGCAGAUCCAGACCCCAAAAGCAUAAAAAUUCUGUCGCUUUCAAAAACACCCUGCAUGAUAGAACCCCGCAGACCAUUAAGAUUGUCAACAAAAAUAUUGUGAACGUAUGCCUCAGAUGCAAAGGAAUUCUUGACUGGAAAGUUAAGUACAAAAAGUAUAAACUUCUGACCAAACCAGCCAAUUGCACCAAAUGUAACCAGAGGACUGUUCUUGAGGCGUAUCACACUAUCUGUCGCCCCUGUGCCAGUAAGCUCAAAGUAUGCCCAAAGUGCGGGAAAAAUGAAUCCUUAGUGAAAGAUUUGGAGGAAAAAGAAAAAGAGGAGCUCGGCGAAAACUCAACAGAGGAUCUGACGGAAAAUGUUAAGAAAUUAAGUGUCAAAGACAAGAAAAAGAAGAAGAAAUCCAAAACUGAAGAUGAUUUUGACUCAAGUGACUUUGGCUCCAGUGACUUUGAUUCCGAUUUUGAAUGAAUCCUCUAGCUGUGAAGUUCCAGUAAAAAAAAAAAAAAGAGGGAGUAAUGCAGGUUGUCUCUCUACCGGAGAUAAGUAACUGUACACGCUGUUAAUUUGAACAGCAGAUUGAUUUUGUCUCUUGAUCAAUGCUUCUAAAUACUGUCACUCAAUUUGACAGUGUUCAAUGAAAGGGAACUAAGUUUUUCUGAAACAAAGGGCCUGUUCCUUAGUUGAAAGUAUUCUCCGUAAGAGGCAGUUUUAAUGAAUUUGCAUUGUCUCUCUUUUGAUCAUUUAAAUUAGGAAAAAUUAUUGAGUUGUUGAGGGCAUAAUCAAAUACUUAAAAAUGUAAGUAUUUCUUUCUUUACUUAUACUUUUCCCAUUAUUUUUCACUCCUGUAUAGUCAUGAUAGGACCAACCGACCACUCAGUUCCUAACAGUGCUUUUUUAUUUCAGCUUUCUUCCCAAGAAGUAUAAAUGGCCCAACUAACUAAACAUACUGAAUAAAUACUCAAAAUUUUCUCUAACAAAUUCUGUUAUCUACUAGCUAAUUACCAGAUAAAAUAACCUGAAAGUAUUCAAAUCAAAAAUCUGACACUUAAAGUGUUUAUCAUGAUAAUUAACGCAGAUUUCUAUGAGUCACUUCAACCAGCAUGUAUUUUUUUUCUGCCAAGGAAAGGAGUUUCCCUUUGCCGAUCACUGCUCAAUAUUUUCCUUUACAAAAUGCCAACAAUUAAUUACCGAAGUGAGAAUGUUUUCUCAUUUCCUCUUUUUUAGUUUCAAUUUAUCUGCUAACUCUACAUUUGUUCACCUGUGAUAUCUUGAUGAAUUAGCUUCGGGUUCAUUUUUAUUCUGACAAAAAUAAUUAAAACUGUCAAGUAAGUGUUCCGUUAAUGUCUUUUUUUGUAUCAUUAAAAAGAAGUUUUUCGUUUUCAUA